Anisakis simplex (herring worm) is the source of this 624-nucleotide messenger RNA. NCBI's taxonomy places the organism in Eukaryota, Metazoa, Nematoda, Chromadorea, Rhabditida, Anisakidae. The record is from the annotation of a GenBank genome assembly.
AUGUGUUUUCAAGAUCAGUUAUUUUUUCAGGUGCGCUUUUUAUUUCUAAGCCCUAUGGUACUCAAACAACUCUGUGGGGCUGUUUCCAAUUCCAAUCGCCAAUUAACACAUCUGAAAACGAUCGCUAUUGGAACGGCAGCCCCUGAUGAUGUGCUGAUGAAACUCGCCUAUAAAUGUUUACCAUCCGUGAAAAGCUACUGUUCAGUGUACGGCAUGACAGAAGUUGGCACAAUAUGUAGGUCAACCAAAUCAUCCUCAUACAAUAUCCAUUCAUGUGGAUCACUGUGUGCAAAUCUAAGUAUGAAGUCGCUUUUGAACGAUGGCGUGAUAAACACAGCAGUAUUUCAGAUAAUUGACUUGUUGUGUUCUGAAGAAGUUGGCCCAUUUGAACGUGGACUGAUGCUCAUAAAAGGCCCGUCUGUGAAUUCACCUUACUGGAACAACGAACAAGCCACAAAUGAGGACUUCAAGUACGGAGGAUGGAGGAAUACAGGUGAUCUGGGUUAUUACGAUCGAAAUGGAAACGUAUUUUUGGUCGAUCGUGUCAAACAAAUGAUCAAAGUUGAUGGUUAUCAGGUGAGUGUGAAAUAUCUGUUAACAAUGAACUGUCAACGACGGUGUCGC